Fusarium odoratissimum NRRL 54006 is the source of this 1856-nucleotide messenger RNA. RefSeq lists its product as uncharacterized. The transcript has 4 exons. Gene Ontology annotation, molecular function: heme binding; monooxygenase activity; iron ion binding. The record is from RefSeq and is a predicted model, not a curated record. NCBI's taxonomy places the organism in Eukaryota, Fungi, Ascomycota, Sordariomycetes, Hypocreales, Nectriaceae. Bases 123 to 1718 code for a protein of 531 amino acids.
GCUCCAGCCAACAUUCUUUUACCCUUGACCUCAUCCCUCAUCUUAGCGAGACCUUUACAAGCAGCUUUAGCCUCCACUUUUGGGAUAAUUCAUCAUUCUUUCCAAUCUCAGGCUUUGUCACAAUGGCUGUUGAUCUCGCUACUACCGCCCAGGCGUUUCUGCCUCGGGUUGUUGUUUACACAAUCAUUGGUACCACUGCAGCAUGGCUGCUACACCUCAUGCAACCUGCUUUUCAAGCGGCACUCUCCAAGGAUUACCAGAAGUUCAACUGGGCUGGUGAUAAGAAAGGUGUCGGUACAUUCAUGAAGGCAUCAUAUGAAGUUGCUCUUAAGUCUCAAGAAUAUUUCAAGGAGACUCAUCGCAAGAUUCUUGAAGCUGGCCAUGGAGGUAUUCAGCUCGUUCCAAUCCCCCACUGCAGCACGGGCUUCAUGCUCAUGGUGCCAAAGCAGCUGCUGAAUGAAUAUGUCAAACAACCUGAGAAUGACAUUUCUCUCAAGAGAUAUACUCUCCAAGCCCUUGUACCUGACUACACUACCCUUGGUCCUCAUAUCGUCAUUCACCCCGUCUACAGAAAUGUUGUUCACAAAGAGCUCUACCAGAAGGUCGCAGACAAAAUGCUCAUGGUCAAUGAGGAGAUGCAGGCUGCUCUAGAUGACAAUGUCGCCUCAAAGCUUGACUCCAAUGGUGUUGUGCAGAUAAAUAUGUGGGAUACAGCGAGUGCUAUUCUCAGCAGAUCUGCCAACCGUAUUAUCUCAGGUCAGCCUUUGUGUGACAACAAAGAGUACAGAGAUGCUACCGCUGAAUACGCCGCCACAUUCUUUGCGUCAGCGCUGUACGCCAGAUUUAUCCCACCAUUUCUUCGCCCGCUUCUGCUGCCUUACAUGUGUCGCCCGUUGAUGCAAUGCAUUGAGACAGCUGCCAAGCACGCGACGCCCGUGCUGAAAGAGCGCAUGGCUAUUAUUGAUGCGGCUGAAGAAAAGGACAUCGAACCAGAUCUCCCUAAUGACAUGCUGAGCGCUAUCAUCCUGGCCGCCAAAAAGGACCCCUACGGGCCAUCAGAGUACGAGCCAAUGGUCAUCGUCGCCAGAAUGAUGGUUCUAAACUUUGUCCAAUCGUACACUAACCUCGUCACAAUGACCAAUUUGGUAUAUGACCUCAUCUCACUCCCCGCAGGCGACUACGAAGCCAUGAUCAGCGACUUGCGUGCCGAGAUAAGCCAGGAAAUGGCAAAAGGCGAUGCAUUUUCACAUGAAUUCUUCCAAAGGUUGACGCUAAUGGACUCUCUCAUCCGGGAGAGCAUUCGCUACAACCCAAUUGGUGAGACGGGCAUUGAGCGAGCCGUGGGUAAACAGGGCGGCUUCACUUUCUCCAACGGCAUCCAUGUGCCGCAGGGUGCCAUCCUUGCUGCACCUAUCAAGGCCUAUCAGAGAGAUGAGAGGACAUACCCUGGCGGGUUUAAUCCCCGUCGAUCAAUGGAAGAUCCGGAGCAUCCUAAGAUGACGGAUAUUUCGCCGGACUUUUUGAACUUUGGACUUGGAAGGGGUGCAUGUCCUGGAAGGUUCUUUACUAGCAACUUGCUUAAGCUUACGCUGACGCAUUUGCUUAUGGAUUACGACUUUGAGAGAUUGGACAAGAGACCGGAGAACGUUCGCAAGGUUACAAUUGACGAGCCAUGCGGACGAUUCCUCAUUACGUUGAAGAAGAGGAACUAUGCUUGAAAUGGCUUAGAUAGAUCUCGGCAUGUAUGUAGAGCAAACUGUAGUAAGAAAUUAGUCUCAGUCAUAUCCCAAUAGAGCAAUGAGUGACAGGAAUGUCAAGUCCGAUCGCAACAUACGCCCAAACACGAUAGACCAGAG